Messenger RNA from Enterobius vermicularis (human pinworm), 231 nucleotides. The record is from the annotation of a GenBank genome assembly. Lineage: Eukaryota; Metazoa; Nematoda; Chromadorea; Rhabditida; Oxyuridae.
AUGUUCCCAAACGUCACACAGUUGGUUACCAAAUUUAGCGAGCGAGAAGAAGCAACAGAAGAUGAAGAAGUAGAAGAAGGAGAGGAGAAGGAGAAGAAGAAGAAGAAGAAGAAGAAGAAGAAAAAAGAUGACUUACGAAAAGCAGAAGUGACAAACGGACAACAGAGUGAAUUAAAUGUCAAUGUUAGACUUAAGUCUGUGCUAAUGGAGGUUCAUGAAAAAUGUCAGUGA